CGAAUACACACUCCAUAAUCGAUUUCUGAGUUUUUCUGAUUUUCGUUUCCAAUUUCAGUCACCUGAAACUGUUUAUGCUAGAAAAAUAUAACCCCUUUUCGUGUUGAAAACGAAAAAGCCAUGUCAACUAAUUACACCCCUUAAUCUUAAUUACACCCCCUCAGAAAGAAAAAGAAUAUAAAAAAGAAAAGAUACCGAACUUGAAUUAUUAGUUUUCGCGCUUUUUCUUGGAACGCAAGCAAUUCCAAUUCCAUUCCCAUCAAUCAACAUCAUGUGCUUCACAAUAAUUCUUGUUUUCUUCAUUCUCCUUCAGACCGGAAUUCCUUCUUUUAAGUACUGCUUUUGUUUUAUAUUGCUUCUCAUUUCAAUUUUUUCAAAUUGUUUCGAAGGUAAAUCAUAUUCAAAUACUCGGCAAAAUUUGUAUGAAUGAGUACUCCUACGAAGACGAGCCGUGAAAGAGACAGAGAUAUUACUAUAACGAGAAGUGAUAGAAAAGAUGAAUCGUCUUCUAGUGUUAAGCGGUCGAAGUUUAAGUCUGGUGGUAGUGGCGGAAUAACAAAAUCAAUUCAUCCUCCGAUUGAAUCGCAUUGGGAUCUUCCUACACCAAAAGGGAAGAAAAGAGCUUCCUUCUCCAUCAAGUCAAUGCUGUCUUACCCUCUUACGAAAUUUGGAAGGAGUAAAAGUAUGGAAAUGGUUCUAGGAGGAACUCAUGAUCCAAAGGAUGAGCAAAUCGUUGAGAAUUUUCGCGAAAUGCUUUCACGCGAUGGCCUAUUACCGCCUAAACACAACGAUUAUCAUACUCUUCUAAGGUUUCUGCGCAUGAACGAUUUUGAUAUGACAAUAUCCAAAGAUAUGUUUCUCAAUUAUCUGAAAUGGCGAAAGGAAUUUCGAGUCGAUAUGAUUCAUGAGGAAUUCAAAUUCACAGAAUACACAGAAGUGAAGAAAUGCUACCCUCAUGGAUACCAUGGAGUUGAUAAAUGUGGCAGACCUGUGUAUAUUGAAAGACUUGGGAUGAUUGAUGUUAACAAACUGUGGCAAGUAACAACACAUGAAAGAUUUAUAAAGCAUCAUGUGUUAGAACAAGAGAAAACGCUACGAUUACGAUACCCUGCAUGUUCAUUAGCAGCUAAAAGACACAUAGCUUCCACCACAAGUAUCUUGGAUGUCAGCGGAAUAGGAAUGUCUAAUUUCUCAAAGCCCGCAAGGUACUUGUUUAUGGAAAUUCAGAAGAUCGAUAGCAGUUACUAUCCUGAGACUCUAAAUAAACUCUUCAUUGUUAAUGCUGGUUCUGGAUUUAAGAUAUUGUGGAAAGCAGUGAAGGCAUUCCUAAGCGAACGGACAGUAAUGAAAAUUCAAGUUUUGGGUUUUGAUUAUGCUAGUGUGUUGCUAGAGGCUAUUGAUCCAAGUAACUUGCCAACUUUUUUGGGUGGUAAUUGCAUAUGUUCUGAGUAUGGAGGUUGCUUGAUGAGUGAUCAAGGUCCAUGGAAAAAUCAAGAGAUCUUAGAAAUGAUUCAGACAGUUUCUUUAACAGAAGAAACUGACGGUGUGAGUGAAAACAACAUUAUGGUUUCAGAAGGAUCCUUGAUGCACAAAAAGGUUGACAUGCAAAACAAAGACGAUGUUAGAACAGAUCUACCAUGUAGGAUAGCGUUACAAAAGAUUGAUUGCCUUGAAAAUAGUCUUGGAGACAUCAAGAAUAAAAUCAAGACAUUGGAAGAUGCACUUCAAGAAACUAAGAUGGCAUUGAAAGAACUUGGACAAUAUAUAGAACAGCAAAAAAUGUGAAUUUAUCGAGUGUAAACAAAAUUGCAAUGAGACAGUGAAUUAUAUUACCAUUCUGUUAUGUUAUGAUCGAUGAAAGAUAGAAAAAAUUCUGAUAAUAUUCUAUCAUAGUGGUUCUGUAGCAACCUAAAAUAAAAUUUGGUUACAAUCACGGCUAGGUGGUGGAAAUAGAUCAAACCGAUGUGGUCUAUUGUCUGGUCUAUACUAUGUUAUUAUGAAAAAGUUAGUUAGUUCCUUAUUUGUGAAGUAACUACUUUUUGGUGUUGCAAGUUAGCCUUAAGCUGUCAAGUUUUAAUCCUUGUGAUAACAACUCAUAAGUACUACAUUAUCCUACCUAAUGAAAUUGAUCAAUCAAGAACUCAAUAAGAUUCUUUUUUUCUUCUUCUCUCUUUUCCCUCGCAAAUUUGUUUCCUUGCAACAGACACAGAUUCAAAUUUUGUAUCACCAUCAAUACCAAAGUUUGAUGACUUUUCAAAGUUGAUGGAAAACUUAAUGCGUUCAAAGGAAUAUUGGAGCUUGAAGAUGGUGUCAUGGCGGCACCUCCGAAUACCACACUUGGGCAAGUGAAACUUGCUGCUUAAAGUAAACAGGGAAACUUGAAGGUGAAUAAUUACAUGUUUCAAUCAGUUGAUUGAUAUAUUCUUGAGACAAUCUUGGUGCACGUUAAAAGAUAUUUAAAACUCCAUGCUAAAGAAGUAUCAAUGCUCUACUAAAGUGAAAUGUGCUUAAGUGAAAGCUCAUUACAGAGAAUUUGAGAUUCUUGGUAUUAUUGAAGGCAAAUUUGUCACAUUACUUUGUAAGAACUCUCGCAAUUGUCGACAAAUUGUCGGUUCACGGGGAGAUGAUGGUUGAAAUCGUGGUUCUUAAGAAAAUUUUGAGGUCUACUACCGCAAGAUUUGACUAUGUUGUAUGCUCCAUAGAAUAAUUCAUGGCUUUGAUGAAAUAUGGUAAAGAAACAUGAU
This is a messenger RNA of Vicia villosa (hairy vetch), 2744 nucleotides long. Its product is annotated as phosphatidylinositol/phosphatidylcholine transfer protein SFH11. NCBI's taxonomy places the organism in Eukaryota, Viridiplantae, Streptophyta, Magnoliopsida, Fabales, Fabaceae. Bases 427 to 1785 code for a protein of 452 amino acids. The record is from RefSeq and is a predicted model, not a curated record. The transcript is spliced from 11 exons.